GGCCAAUAGGGCGAUAAGGAUCCAGCAGAAUGGGAUGACGGUGAAUCCUGCUAGUGUGCUGUGAAUGUGAAGCAGGAGGGACUGGCAGUUUGUGUGCAGGAGAGAAAGCAACUCAGUCCAGGGCCCCUGAAUUAGCAGACUAAGGAAAGGAGAGAAAGAAAAUACAGCUGAAAAACUAGUGUAUAUCUCCACCAGGAUUUCAAGUGGGAAAGCCUGCCUGGCUGGACUGCAAGGAGGUACCUCCACACACAGAGAAACAUUCCCCAGGACUGGUGACACUGUUGUUCAGCCCUAUUCUUGCUGUGAAGGUUUCCACACAACGCUGCAGCAAUGAAUUUCCUCCGGCGACGUCUCUCGGACAGUAGUUUUGUGGCAAAUUUGCCCAAUGGGUACAUGAUGGACUUGCAGCGCCCCGACAGCUCUACGAGCUCCCCGGUUUCUCCUGCUAUGGAGAGAAAGCAUCCUCAGCCACCGCAGCCCACACACUCCUCCUCUACUGGCACCAGCAUCUUCAGCUCCAUCUCCAGUGCCAUGAAGCAAACCACGCAAGCAGCUGCAGGACUGAUCGAUCACUCAGCCAGCCCCACACCUCCUGUGGCCCAGAAACCCAAGAUCCUCCUAGUGAUUGAUGAUGCACACACAGAGUGGGCCAAAUAUUUCCAGGGGAAGAAGGUGAAUGGAGAAUUUGAUAUCCGAGUGGAACAGGCUGAGUUCUCCGAGCUGAACCUGGCUGCUUAUGUCACAGGCGGCUGCAUGGUGGACAUGCAGGUCAUGAGGAACGGCACCAAGGUGGUAAGAUCUUUCAAGCCGGACUUUGUCCUGAUUCGGCAGCAUGCCUAUAGCAUGGCACUGGGAGAGGACUUCCGCAGCCUCAUUAUUGGCCUCCAGUAUGGUGGCAUCCACACGGUCAACUCCCUCUACUCCAUCUACAACUUCUGCAGCAAGCCCUGGGUGUUCUCCCAGCUCAUCAAAAUCUUCAACUCGCUGGGGCCUGAGAAGUUUCCCCUUGUGGACCAAACGUUCUUCCCAAGCCAUAAGCAGAUGCUCACAACUCCAAAUUUCCCUGUAGUGGUCAAACUGGGACAUGCUCAUGCUGGAAUGGGAAAGGUCAAAGUUGAGAACCAGCACGACUUCCGGGACAUGGCCAGCAUAGUAGCCAUGGCAAAAACCUACGCCACCACUGAGCCGUUCAUUGACUCCAAGUAUGACAUCCGAAUCCAGAAAAUCGGCAGCAACUACAAGGCUUACAUGAGGACAUCUAUCUCUGGAAACUGGAAAGCAAACACAGGGUCUGCGAUGCUCGAACAGAUUGCAAUGACAGAGAGGUACAGACUCUGGGCAGACGCCUGUGCAGAAAUGUUUGGAGGUCUUGACAUCUGUGCUGUCAAAGCUGUCCACAGCAAAGAUGGAAAAGACUAUAUCAUUGAGGUGAUGGACAGCUCAAUGCCCCUGAUUGGGGAGCAUGUGGAAGAGGACAGACAACUCAUAGCUGAUCUGGUUGUCUCCAAAAUGACUCAACUUGUCACCACUGCUGGAUCUACACCGUCACCACUGAGGCCUUGGCCUCCACAAGUUCAGCCUGCACCAAUGAAACCUCAGACUGGACCUCAGCUUGGACAACUGUCCCAACCACGGCCUCCUCCUCAAGGUGGCCCCCGCCAGCCUCAGGGAUCUCAGCCUCCACGGACAAACGCACCUCCACAGCAGCGGCUCUCCCCUCAAGGACAGCAGCCCCAGAGCCCCCAGUCCACUUCCCCUCAGCAGCAAAGGUCACCUGGAUCUCCACAGCAAGUCCGAUCAGCAACUGGGUCCUCUCCAGUCCAGGCUCCCAAGGCAGGCGUGUUCCCUUCGCAGCAGCCUAGACCUCCUGCUCAAGGCCGUGCUCCUAGCCAGCCAAGCCCCACUGAAACAUCCAAGCAGCAACCCACCCCUCACCCCCAUCUGAACAAAUCACAGUCCCUGACAAACACCUUCAGCAUACCUGAAUCAUCUCAGCGGGGAAACGCCAAUGAAGAUGAAGCAAAAGCCGAGACCAUCCGAAACCUGAGGAAAUCAUUUGCUAGCCUGUUUUCUGAUUAACAGCCCUGCAGCUGAUCCGUGCUUCUGCCCGCCCUCACUCUUCAUAUCAGCAUACCUGAUGUCACCCUGGAAUACUCUCAAUGGUACCCAGCGAAUUAAAACUAACGUCUGGGUAAAUGGAAUUUGGAAAACCAUAUUUGUUUUAAUAUAAAGAAAAUAUUCCAAUAAUAAUGGUCUGAAAAGUGACUGUAUAAAAACGGCCCUAUUUCAUUGGGGGUUUUGUGCAUUAUCAGAAUCACAUCUGCUCAAACAACCGAGCUCUAAAGCAGAUUUUAACUCUUGCCAACCCCUCUGGCAUCACCACAGUUAUAACAGUGCAAAGUAGGUUAGUAGAUAGUCAGUACAAUUUGGUAACUCCCAAUAACUGAAAAAAUAUAGGUCUACUUCAGAAAUAGAUGUGCAAAGAUGGAGUCAAGAAUAAGUAUUCAUUGACUCAUAAAGUAAGCAUGCUUGAGCAUGGAGACAGUGACCUGUGAAAGUUCAUGAUACCAAUUUUAUAAAGAGUCACUUUUCAGAGCAAAACAACAUUUCAAGUUAAAUACAGAACCAGGCAUCAUUAAGCACCAAAGAUCACAUGAGCAGGUCAUCCAGAUGGACUGCUGGUUUGUUCCAGAUCAUUCUGCUCGUAACAGAUAAAACAUCUCUGUUUCAUGCCUUGCAUUUAUGUCCUCUGCACAUGAUGGCUGAGCUCUGAGAUAAAAAUGUCAUGUUCUAACCCUGUAGCCCUAGCUCAAAAUAACCUGAGAAAUGGGCCUUCAACAUAAAAAAAACCCAACUUUUUCCCCUGCCCCUGGAAACACCGGAAUUCACAUUCACAUUUCACAAAAACUCUAGACAAAACCCAGCUAAACUCCAAGCACUUUGGUGACUUGGUCACAUCUGGCUAAGUAUGUCCCCCAGGAACAUGCUUAAUUAAUAGCAGAGCUGAUGAAGUGCACAUACUUGUGUGCUGAGUGUUCCAUAAUACCAAAUGCACAGAGAGAUGGAGUGAAAUCCUGUCUCCCUCCCUGAACUCCCAUUGACUGACUGGGGGGAUUGCAAAAAUGAGUGCAGGGUGACAAACCUGCAAUAGAACAGGCAAACUAUCCUUUCCGAAUAAGAUAAGCUGGAGUUCAUCCAAAGACACCAAGCCAUGGGAGGGCACGUUGGGAUUGUCCCAAGCAGGUAAUGAACAGUAUUAGUCCUCCCUGACCACCUCCAAGGCUUAUUCUUCCAGAGGAGACAGAGAUGGAUCUUUUUGGUGUGCUUUUAUAAGAAUGAAGCUGUGUAUGAGCAUACAG
Molecule: messenger RNA, 3359 nt
Organism: Neopsephotus bourkii (Bourke's parrot)
Lineage: Eukaryota; Metazoa; Chordata; Aves; Psittaciformes; Psittacidae
Gene: SYN3
Product: synapsin III
Exons: 14
Coding region: 331-2079 (582 amino acids)
Biological process (GO): neurotransmitter secretion
Cellular component (GO): synaptic vesicle membrane; synaptic vesicle
Molecular function (GO): ATP binding
Source: RefSeq, a predicted model, not a curated record